GGCGUCCUACUUAGUGUGUUAGCUUCACGCGUUAUCUGAAGUUUUCUUCAAAGUUGGUGGGAGAUGACCAUGGACAUGACCUUUCUCGGGACCGGGUCGGCGUACCCGUCUCCUCACCGCGGUGCCUCGGCCCUGGUGCUGCGGACGGACGGGGACUGCUGGCUGUUUGACUGCGGAGAGGGAACCCAGACGCAGCUGAUGAAGAGCCAGCUCCGAGCCGGUCGAAUUACCAAGGUUUUCAUCUCCCACUUGCAUGGAGACCACCUCUUUGGUCUACCCGGUCUUCUCUGCACUGUGAGUCUCAACACUAACCCAGACCCCCAGUCACAGCAAAACCAGCCCUGCUUGGACAUUUAUGGGCCCCGGGGCCUCAGACACUUUCUCAGGGUGACACUAGGCCUCACAGGGUCACAGCUGCUCUUCCCUUAUGCAGUACAUGAGUUGGAGCCCACACCUGAUCAGAGUCCAGAGGAAGGACAGCUCAGCCCUGAGAUGACAGCGGAGCAUGGUUCUCUGCACCCACAGGAGCAGUUAGGCAGGACUAUUUCACUGGACGUAUCCAGUGACUGUUACCGCCUUUUCGAGGACAAGAAGUUUGUGGUGAGCGCCUUCAGGUUGUUCCACCGUGUCCCUUCCUUUGGGUUUUGCAUCCAGGAACAUGACCGACCUGGAAGACUUAAGACUGAAGUGCUGAAGGAACUAGGCGUCAAACCAGGUCCACUUUAUGGACGUCUGAAAGCGGGGGAGUCUGUAACUCUGGACAGCGGCCGUGUAGUGUUGCCUAGUGAGGUACUGGAAGAAGAUAUUCCUGGGAGGAAAGUGUGCAUUUUCGGGGACUGCAGCUCCGUUCUUGGGGACGGACCACUGAGGCUGUGCAGUGGAGCAGACGUUUUGGUGCACGAGGCCACCCUAGGGAAUGAGCACAGAGAGAAAGCGGUGGACCACGGACACAGUACGCCUGAAAUGGCGGCGGCGGUGGCUCGGUCAUGCGGCGCACAGAGGCUGGUGCUGUACCACUUCAGCCAAAGGUACAAACCCUGCACCCUGCAGAAGGAGGGGGACGAGGACGACGUUUCAGAGCUGAAGAGACAGGCUGAAGACGCUCUGCAGGACACUGGGACACAGGUGACACUGGCUGAGGACUUUCUUACUCUGUCCAUUCCUCUCAAAAAGAAAAGGACUUUUGAAAUAAUCAGCAGCUGAAUCUGAGAAAAGCAGCAUACUGCUGAUCUCAGGUGGCUUAAAUGAUUAUGUAGUAUUACACAGUCACACUUCAUGACUUUUCUGCUUCAGAAUACAUCAGUCAUUCAGACAGAAGUGGUACUAAUAUUUUGUUAUUACAAUGGUACCUUUCACUGGGUUGGAUAUGUUAGGCAGCAAGUGAACAUUUAGUCCUAGAAGCUGAUGUGUUGGAAGCAGUUAAAUGUAAAGAACUAAAGCUACGUUCACAUUACAGGCAAAAGUGGCCCAAAUCUAACUUUUUUUUUUACCCAUAUGUGAGUCAUAUCUAAUUUCUUUAAGGACUGUCUGAACAACACAAAUCA
This is a messenger RNA of Sphaeramia orbicularis (orbiculate cardinalfish), 1544 nucleotides long. RefSeq names its product elaC ribonuclease Z 1 (gene elac1). The transcript is spliced from 6 exons. Gene Ontology annotation, cellular component: nucleus. The record is from RefSeq and is a predicted model, not a curated record. NCBI's taxonomy places the organism in Eukaryota, Metazoa, Chordata, Actinopteri, Kurtiformes, Apogonidae. Bases 64 to 1203 code for a protein of 379 amino acids. Gene Ontology annotation, molecular function: 3'-tRNA processing endoribonuclease activity.